ACUUCGAAAAAAGAAAAAGACAAAACCUUUCGGACACUCCUAAAAAUAUCAUAAACUGACGGACACACUCACUCACAGAUGGGUAUUCUCAGAUUAUCUAUGUCUCAAUAGCAAUCUUAGAAGAAGCUCGUGUUCUGCUUCGGUGGCGUUGAUGAUGCUUACGCGACAGGAUAUAUUCAUUGCCUAGAUUGCUAAAGCUUUUAGGGAAAAAGAGAGAAGCUUUGUGCCUUUUUUCUUUAAAAAAAUGGCUGUUUGGUCACCAUCAGCUGGGAUAGGAUCUUGUUGUCUUCUUAACAAUGACAUCACUGAAACAUGGAGGUUUCCUUCUGUCUGUUUUCCAGCGUGUAAGAACAAGACUAAACGCGGAUCUGAGACACUGAGAGUUACAAGAAAACAUAUCUCAAGGGAUUUGGUUACAAGUGCGUUGCAAAGUUAUCAUCAUCGGUUGAGUAAGAUUCGUGCUUCAAAAACUUCUACCGAACUGAAAGAAGAGGUAUCUACAAGAAGCGCUAAGGUUGAUGACCUAAAGAAGAAGGUAACAACAACAUCCUAUUUGUUCAGGACCAAGUCUGGUGCUCUUGUUAAAGUUAAAGUCGAAAAGAAGAGGGAGGAAAAGUACAGUAUCAUGGUUUAUGUCUCAUCCUUGGAACUGAGUAGUAGUAGUCUGGUGAUGGUUUGGGGUGUCUACAGGUCUGACUCUUCUUCUUUCUUGCCUCUUGAUUUCGAGAGCUCCUCUCAAGAUUCACAAACCCACACAACGGAAACUCCCUUUGUUAAAAGCUCCUUGUCUGAUGAUGAGUUAAUGCUUGGGCUAGAGUUUGAUGGGAAAGAGUCUCCUUUCUACCUAUCGUUUCGCCUGAAGGAUCCGAAUGGUGUAGAAAUGCUGACUCACAGGGACACAUACUUCUGUAUCCCGGUUGGUUUUACUGCUGGUCGUCCUUUGCCACUAGGCCUGUCCCCUGGAGCAGAUGCUGAGUCGUGGAACUUCGCCUUCUUUUCAAGAAACUCGAAGAGCGUGGUUUUAUGCUUGUAUGAUGAUACCACAACCGAUAAGCCUGCUUUAGAGCUUGAUCUUGACCCUUAUGUCAACAGAACAGGUGAUGUCUGGCAUGCUUCAGUUGAGAAGACAUGGGAGUUUGUUAGAUAUGGGUUCCGUUGCAAGGAAUCAUCUACUCACUCUGAAGAAGAAGAAGAAGAUAUUGUUUUGGAUCCAUACGCCACAGUUAUUGAGAAAUCCAUCUCUCAGAAGUUUCUUGGAAGCUUAUACAAAAACCCUUCCUUUGAUUGGGGAAGAGAUGUGUCUCCAAACAUACCACUGGAGAAACUCAUCGUUUACAGGUUGAACGUAAAGGGCUUUACACAGCACAAGUCCUCCAAGUUGCCGACUAACACAGCAGGGACUUUCACCGGUGUAGCUGAGAAAGUGAACCAUUUGAAAACACUUGGAGCCAACGCUGUUCUCUUGGAGCCAGUGUUCUCCUUCUCCGAGCAAAAUGGUCCUUACUUCCCAUUUCAUUUCUUUUCACCAAUGGACAUGUACGGCGCAGCUAACUCGAUGAAAGAGAUGGUAAAGAGACUGCACAGUGAAGGGGUUGAGGUGCUUUUGGAAGUAGUUUUUACACAUACUGCAGACUCUGGAGCUCUCCGUGGCAUUGAUGACGGUUCUUAUUAUUACAAAGGAAGAGCUAAUGAUUUGGAUUCCAAAAGUUACUUGAACUGUAACUUUCCUGUUGUUCAGCAGUUGGUUCUAGAGAGCCUGCGUUAUUGGGUGACUGAGUUUCACGUAGAUGGGUUUUGUUUCAUCAAUGCUUCCUCUCUCUUGAGAGGCGUCCACGGUGAGCAUCUCUCUCGUCCUCCCUUGGUUGAAGCAAUAUCUUUUGAUCCACUCCUUGCAGGAAGAAAACUCAUUGCUGAUUGCUGGGAUCCAUAUGACAUGGUCAUGGUGACAAAGGAAGUACGGUUCCCUCAUUGGAAGCGAUGGGGGGAACUCAACACAAGAUACUGUCGAGAUGUGAGAAACUUUGUGAGGGGAAGAGGCCUUCUCAGCGAUCUAGCUACUAGAAUCUGCGGAAGCGGUGACGUAUUCACAGAUGGAAGAGGUCCUGCUUUCUCCUUCAACUACGUUUCAAGAAACUCAGGACUCUCUCUUGUGGACUUAGUCAGUUUCAGCGUUGGCGGCGGCCCUGAGCUAGCGUCAGAGCUAAGCUGGAACUGUGGGGAAGAAGGAGCAACGAACAAAUCAGCUGUUCUUCAGACAAGGCUGAAGCAAAUCCGGAACUUCUUGUUUAUACAGUACAUUUCGCUUGGAGUCCCUGUGCUCAACAUGGGAGAUGAAUGUGGAGUCUCUACAAAAGGAUCGCCGUUGCUGGAAUCACGGAAGCCCUUUGACUGGAACAUGUUGGCGUCAGCUUUCGGUUCACAGAUCACGCAGUUCAUCUCUUUCAUGACUUCGGUUAGAGCAAGGAGAAGCGAUGUGUUUCAGAGGAGGAACUUUCUGAAACCUGAGAACAUUGUUUGGUAUGCAAACGACCAAACUACUCCGAAGUGGGAAGACCCUGGUUCCAGAUUCUUGGCGUUGGAGAUCAAAGCAGAGACAGAGGUAGAAACAACCGCGUUGUUACCUGUUGAGCCAACCGAGCCAAAGAACAAUGACCUGUUCAUUGGGUUCAAUGCAAGUGAUCAACCUGAGAAUGUUAUUUUACCUUCACUUCCUGAUGGAAGGGAAUGGAGGCGGUUGGUGGACACAGCUCUUCCUUUCCCAGGGUUUUUCUCUGUUGAAGGAGAGACAGUUGUAGCAGAAGAAGAAGAAGAGAUGUUACAACCAGUGAUGUAUGAGAUGAAGCCGUACAGUUGCACCCUUUUUGAAACCAUCAAUGCUACUACUGCUUAGAAACUCAAAUUGUGAUCUUUUUGUAUAUGUUGAAUAUUGUGUUAUCAUGUUUGAAAUAAGAUUUAUUUAAUCAAAUCAAUUAGACUACAAGAUUUCCGCAGAUCAGUGAUCAUUCUAACAAAUGUAAUUACCGGUUCUGAUAAGAGGUGUCCAUGAAAUGAAACAUGCCUUUUAUGGA
Raphanus sativus (radish) is the source of this 3068-nucleotide messenger RNA. RefSeq names its product isoamylase 2, chloroplastic-like. Lineage: Eukaryota; Viridiplantae; Streptophyta; Magnoliopsida; Brassicales; Brassicaceae. The coding region runs from base 245 to 2890 and encodes 881 amino acids. The record is from RefSeq and is a predicted model, not a curated record. The transcript has 2 exons. Gene Ontology annotation, biological process: starch biosynthetic process. Gene Ontology annotation, molecular function: isoamylase activity.